Molecule: messenger RNA, 1212 nt
Organism: Carlito syrichta (Philippine tarsier)
Lineage: Eukaryota; Metazoa; Chordata; Mammalia; Primates; Tarsiidae
Gene: STYXL1
Product: serine/threonine/tyrosine interacting like 1
Exons: 9
Coding region: 146-1084 (312 amino acids)
Biological process (GO): positive regulation of intrinsic apoptotic signaling pathway; protein dephosphorylation; negative regulation of cytoplasmic stress granule assembly
Cellular component (GO): mitochondrion
Molecular function (GO): pseudophosphatase activity; protein tyrosine/serine/threonine phosphatase activity; protein phosphatase inhibitor activity
Source: RefSeq, a predicted model, not a curated record
CCUGGCAACCUGGGCUUGCUGUCGCUGGGCGGUCUGGGUUGCCCGUGCGGGAACCGCGGUCGGAGUGGGAGGGAGAGGCUGCACCCGAGAGGUGGAAGAGGACGGGUUUUAGGCUGGACGUGCCUUAGAGGAGCCAUUUUCCAGGAUGGCUGGUUUGGUUUUAUGUGAACCAACAGAGCUUUACAACAUCUUGAAUCAGGUCACAAAACUAUCCAGAUUAACUGAACCCAACUAUCUCUGUUUAUUGGAUGUUCGUUCCAGAUGGGAGUAUGAUGAAAGUCAUGUGAUAACAGCCCGUCGAGUGAAGAAGAAGGGGAAUGGAUAUCUUAUCCCGGACUCUGUGGAUCUGGAGUGUGUGAAGUACUUUGUGGUGUAUGAUAACAACACCAGCUUCCUGGAGGCAUUCUUAAAAGACAAUGAUGAUGAUACAGAACCUGAUUCUGGCAGAGAUCUGGUGCCUGGAGCUGCUGUUGAGUAUGGCAAGUUCCUGGCCCAAUUCACCUACCGCCCUGUCUCCAUCCUGAGAGGGGGCUAUGAGCGCUUCUCAGCCAUGUACCACUUCUUCCGGACCCAGAAGGUCAUCUGGAUGCCUCAGGAACUGGAUGCAUUUCAGCCAUACCCUAUUGAAAUAAUGCCAGGCAAGAUCUUCUUGGGCAAUUUCAAUCAAGCCUGUGACCCUAAAAUUCAGAAGGAUUUGAAGAUAAAAGCACAUGUCAAUGUCUCCAUGGAGGUGGGGCCUUUUUUUGCAGGUGACCCAGACAAGCUUCUGCACAUCCCGAUAGAAGAUUCCCCAGAAGCCAAAAUUUCUCCCUACUUACGCCACCUCUGUCACUUCAUAGAAAUUCACCUUGAGCUUGGCUCUGUCAUUCUGAUCUUUUCCACUCGCGGUAUCAGUCGCAGCUGUGCGGCCGUCGUGGCCUACCUCAUGCACUAUUAUGAGCAGACCUUGAAGAGGUCCUGGACCUAUGUCAAGAAGUGCAAAAACAACAUGUGUCCAAAUCAGGGCUUGGUGAAUCAGCUGUUGGAAUGGGAGAAGACCGUCCUUGGAGACUGCGUCACUGACAUCACGGAUCUGUUGUACUGAUCUUCUCUGCAGCCCAGCCACGGGCCUGAAGAACCUUGACUGGGGGCUUUUUGUGGGUGGAGGGCCAGAGUGUGUGUGCACACCCAGGUCCGUCUGGAAGAAGAAUGCCCUUGUGGCCCGAAGCCUCA